This is a messenger RNA of Physella acuta, 351 nucleotides long. RefSeq names its product ankyrin repeat domain-containing protein 49-like. Gene Ontology annotation, molecular function: protein binding. The record is from RefSeq and is a predicted model, not a curated record. NCBI's taxonomy places the organism in Eukaryota, Metazoa, Mollusca, Gastropoda, Physidae.
AUGGAUUUGGUUAAUCCUUCCAAUGAUCAAGUGCUGAAACUAUGGAAAAGCUGCUAUGAUGAAGAUGAGGAUGACAUAGAUGAGUUUACAGAAGAAGAAUUAGCAAAUGACCCUUCAAAAAGGAUAUUAUGGGCUGCGGAAAAUAACAAAUUAGAAGUGGUCAGUGAGCUUCUAUCAACUACAGUCCAGGGAGCCUCAUGCAACAACCAUAAAGAUAUGGUUCAUCUGCUCCUGUCCCAUGGAGAAAAUAUCUCAGCAAAAACAGCAGAUGGUGGCAGCCAUUACACAGCGCAGGCCGAUGGAACUGUGUGGAAGCAGCCCAAGUUCUUAUUCAUGCUGGUGCCGACAUAA